Messenger RNA from Fusarium sp. VM40, 3204 nucleotides. The record is from the annotation of a GenBank genome assembly. NCBI's taxonomy places the organism in Eukaryota, Fungi, Ascomycota, Sordariomycetes, Hypocreales, Nectriaceae.
AUGCUAACAUAUCCCAUUCCCUACCUCUUCACAAGUGACUACGUCAAUGGCGCUUCUAACUUACCUCACCAUGCUUGGACUGUUGCCCAACCGCUGCCCUACGGCGCAAGCAUCCUUCCUGAUGUCAUGAUGCGCUCUAUAUGGGUUCAUGGGAGCUACAUGCAGGCGUUAGAGAAAGACCUACUAGUCUCUGCUUUAGAAUUGCAAAACGAGCUGCUUGGGAGCACUGAGAACUUCAGCCCUAUUCGAGCUCGUCAUGUCGCUCGUUCUUUGCCCGAGCCUGGCGCUGAUCUCUCUACAGGCCAACGCGAUGCGUUUCACGCCAUCAAUGGAUUGAACAACCAGUCUUGGUUCUUUCACUCACCACUUCAAUAUUGGGACUGUAUCGAGGAUAACGUACUGGUCGACCCUGAUAUUUUGGCAACCGUCAACGAUAAGAAAACGCAGUCAACGUCAGUCAAUGUCACACUUAGACAUUCUAUUGUUUUUAGCGGCAAAAGAUUCGAGGAGCGCCGGCUACUUGCUGCCGAUGCCCUUGUCAUCACCCUGAUCUAUCUUCGAGACUCACCCGUGGGUCAGCAGUGGGAAAGGAAAGCAGCCUUGCUCUCAGAAAAGGUUUCAAACAAAUGGGAUAUAUAUCCGCCUGACGGCCGAUCCACCUCGAGUCAACUUUAUGAAUUUCAGUUCCGCCCUAUAUCUGGCCAGGACACGGCCAUCCUCGCUGUCGCAUACAGCUUGUCCGCAAUCUAUUUCCUGAUGAGCUUGUCCAAACUCCGAGCAUUCAAGUCCAAGUUCGGUCUUAUCGUCACCGUCCUGUCUCAGAUCGCAUUCUCUGUCAUGUCCAGCUUUACUGUAUGCGCCAUAUUCAGACUUGACUUAUCGCGCAUUCCUCGAGCAGCUUAUCCAUUAGUUGUCCUCGCCAUGAGUCUUGAGAAUAUUUUUAGACUCAUUAAUGCCGUUAUUCUUACUCCAGCCGAAGACUCAACUAGCAGUCGUAUCGGGCAUGCCUUUGGGGAUACUUCCCAUACAGCUAUCGCUAGCUCACUGCAGAAUGUCUUUCUUCUGUUGUUACUCUCACGGUGGGUAUCGCCCGGUGUCUCCGCGUUCUGUAUGUUUGUCGCCGUUGCGAUCGGGUUCGACCUCUUUUAUCUUUCGACCUUCUUCCUGUCGGUUCUUAGCGUUGACGUCCGACGCACAGAGCUCAGCGAUGCGCUUGCUAAAGCUUCAAUGCGCCACAACCGUGGAGAAUCCGAGUUCAAGCCUCGAGGAACGUGGGAGCUUGUGCUUCAGGGCAAAGCAACAUUGUCAACACGAAUAGCGGGUACUAUUAUCAUGCUUGGCUUUAUCUUCAUCGCCCAGUGGCACUUCUUCGAGUACGAUGCUAUACUUAAUUUCUUCACACGCCUGUACGGAGGAUACAGUUCACAGGAAAACGUCAGCCCGGCGCAGAGUUCUUUGGACUCUAUACACCAGGCACGAAGCCCAAAAUCAUGGCUGCGACUACAAGACCAUGAGACGGCCCAGGAAAUCAUCAGCAUUAUCAAGCCCACAGCCCACAGUUACGUUGCGAGAGUCUAUGAGCCAGUCGUAUUCGUCAUGAAGGGCUCGGACCGAAUGCUUCAUUAUAAGGAACCCACUCUACUCCCGGCAGUCUAUGAUUUUAUCAACCACCAGCUCACGCGAUUUGUUGUCAUAGUUUUGGUCGUUGUUGCAGGUGUCAGGCUGCUUACAACUUUCCUCUUAUGGGAAGACGAUACCGACAAUGACGAUCAUCAUUCGGACAUGGAUCCAAUGCUGGAUGUGAAGUCGUUCCCCGGAGGGCACGCCCUUGACAUUGCAAUGCUUACAGCCGCGCCCGAUGGUCAUAUUGUUUCGGUUGGUCUGGAUCGUACAAUACAAGUUUGGGACGCCCGGCCCGGUGGUAUGUCAUAUGCCAUCGCUAAUGGCGAGCCGUCAGUCGAUGCUCCGUUUCCGGUUCUAGCGAUGACCAUUGACGACAAUUCUAAGUGGUUGGCCAUAUUAUCUCCUUAUAAGAUAGCCUUGUGGGACCUCAAAGGGAAAACUUGGGGACCUUCAUUAUCUGUCAAUCUUCAAGGCCAAAAGUCCGAGGCCUUCUUCUUUGGCGCUUCUGACCCAAAAAGAGAUAUUCCUAGGCUAGUACUUGUGCGUCGCAAUGGGACAUUGACAGAAUUCAAGCCAGAUGUAGGCGAAGGAGCGGAUUAUGGCAUCUGCCGAAGUGCACUGACGUGUGUUCGGCCUCUGAUAGGAAAGCGAAACAAGCAAGCAGCUCCAUUGUUCGCCAUCAUCACAGCAUCUAGAAGAGGAUGUGUUCAUGCAGCAACCAGAGAGACACUAUCUUGGGAUUCCCGGAGUGUGCACUUGGAAGGGAUCGAAGAAGAUGAAGUUCAUCAAGUCGUGCCCCUCGCCUCGUUGGGCCUCUUCUUGAUUGCCGGAGCCAGCCACGUGCAUCUUGUUAACAUGGACGACUACAGCCUCGUACAUACGUUUGCCACCGAACGAAUGACCCCGCGCUCCUUGCAAAGUGCAUUCUUUUGCCCACCCUCACAUCCAGGGCCCGACGGCGUGGUCUGGUUCAUCUUAGGUUAUACUGGCGUAGAGUCAGGGGACUGUAUCGUGCAAACCUACGUGCCGCAAAAGGAGCACGACAUGAUUUAUUACCAGAGCUCUGCGACCCCAGAAGCCAGAGGCUGGUGUGCGUGGGAGUCUGCCAAGGAGACAAAAAGACAUAUAGAAAAUCCUGGCUCUUGGAGUGUUUUGUCUGAUGGAAGUGUUGUAGGCAUCAGACAAAAGUCGAACCGAGUCUUCCACACCGAAGCAAACGGGCGACGCAAAACAGAUGGACUUCGCCACAGAUCUCCGCGCAAGGAACCAGGGCGAGAUUUGUUCGGACGCUGGGAGAUAUGGUCGGCGCCACAGAGCGGCCAAACGAGGACUGACGAAACAAGACCUCUCUUCCAAGACGAUGAGGGGGCUGGACAUUUGAUUGUGACGGAUCUGGGUCCAAUGGUUCAAGUAGGUCAACGAUCAAUCGCUUUCAGCUUCGGGAAUGUGGUGAAGCUCGUCACAGUCGGGGGACACGAACGUUUUGAGAAUAGUGUAACGAAUAAUGGCCUUGAACACUUGAACAUUGGCAGCAGACGUAGAAAGCCAGGCGCGCUGGUGCGGCCCAGAGCUUGGAGCUAG